Trematosphaeria pertusa is the source of this 1197-nucleotide messenger RNA. RefSeq names its product polysaccharide lyase family 9 protein. NCBI's taxonomy places the organism in Eukaryota, Fungi, Ascomycota, Dothideomycetes, Pleosporales, Trematosphaeriaceae. The transcript is spliced from 2 exons. Bases 1 to 1197 code for a protein of 398 amino acids. The record is from RefSeq and is a predicted model, not a curated record.
AUGGCCAUACGGAGCAUUGCUCUCCUGCUUGCAACCCUCCCUCUUGUCUUGGCUACAACCAUCUAUGUCUCCCCCACCGGCUCCGACACCUCUGCCGGCACCCUCACGGCCCCUCUCAAAUCCAUCCAAUCCGCCAUCGACAAGGCCGUACCGGGCGAUACCAUCUACCUCCGCGGUGGCACCUACUCCCCAAGCACCAAUAUCCAAAUCAAGAAAUCUGGCACCGCCAACAGCCCCUACACGCUCAGCGCCUACGCCUCCGAGACCCCGAUCAUCGACGGCGAAGCGCUUCCUUCCACUCCGGCACCUGUGGGCGGCAGCGUCGCAAAAGCCGACCGCGGAGUGCUACACAUCGAAAGCGCGAAUUACUGGAAUAUCAUUGGGAUUACGCUGAUCAAUGGGCCGUAUGGUGUGUAUGUUGAGAGUUCGAGUAAUAAUCUGUUCGAGAGGAUUGUGACCCAUGAUAACUAUGAGACGGGGUUCCAGAUCCAGGGCGCUAGCGCGAAUAAUAAGGUGUAUUAUUUGGAUAGCUAUAUGAACAGGGAUCCGAGGAAGAAUGGCGAGAGUGCGGAUGGGUUUGCGUGUAAGGAAGGGAGUGGGGAGGGGAAUGUGCUGAAGGGAGCGAGGCUAUGGAACAACGUCGACGAUGGGCUGGAUCUAUGGGAGUUCAAAUCCAGCGUAACCGUUCUCGACACCAUCUCCUGGGGCAAUGGCUUCAACCGGUGGUCCUUCCCCGACUUUGCGGGCGACGGCAACGGCUUCAAGCUCGGUGGCGGCGACGCUGCCGACAUUGGUCCCGCGAACCACAACAUCACGAACUGCAUCGCCUUCUCCAACGCCGCCAAAGGCUUCACGGACAACAAGCAAGCGGGCAACUUCGUCAUGCUGCGCAACACGGCCUGGAACAACCCGCAAGUGGGGUUCCAGCUGCAGACGAGCGUGACGACGCUGAACGGGAAUCUUGCAGUGCUGAAUGCAGGGUCGAGCGGGAAUGCGGCGCAGAUUAGCUUGAGCAGUGCGCAGAAGGGAAGUGGGAAUUCUUGGAGUGGGAGUAAGGUUUGGGGGAACGGGAGUCUUGCAAGUGUGGAUGUGGCACUUGUGCAGGGGAAGAGGGGAGCGGAUGGGAGGAUCGUGGUUAGUGAUUUCCUGUUGCCGGUUGAUGGGAGUGCGGUUGGGGCGACGACUCAUUGGGCUUGA